AUGCGUCGAGUUCUCGCCUGCGCGAAGUGCCGCAAGCACAAGAUCAAAUGUGUGCACCAGGGCAAGCCCCCGUGUGCCCACUGCGUGAGUCGUGGAACCGUCAAAGACUGCCAGCUGUCGUAUCCAGAGGUGAAAAGCCGCAAGCGCAACGCUGACGAGGCCGGAACCGGCGAUGGCGACUCCGGCGAUAUGGGCGGGCAAAGCUCGGACACCACGGGCUCCAAACUGUCGCCUGUGGCGCCAAUGGACGCGAUUUUCACCCCGGGAAUCCGACCCGACCUGCAGCCCCAACUUCGGCUUCAAUCUUUCAACAACAACGUGCACAUAGCAGCGAUAAAAUCCAUCUACGACAUGGUACCGAUGAUUCCGCUAGAAGUGGUCCGCGAGGGCGUCUUGCGGGUUGUCAGCGUUUUCCCAGAGCUCAACUUCUUUUACCUGCCGACGGCGCUCAACAACACCAAUAAAAUACACCCGAUACUCGUUGGCGCAUUACUAGCACACGCAGCGCUUUUCAAUCCGUUUACGGAUACCGCACACCACUCUUCUCGGGACCACUGGCUUGGUUCUCGCAGUUUUAUCGUGACCAACUGCAUUUACGAGAAAUUGACUCUGGAAGCCAUUUUCAACAACUUCACUUUUCUCAUCAGACCUGACUUGGACAUAGUCCGUGCAAUGCUACUCAUGAGCGUUGUCAAGUGGGGUCACAACGAAUAUUACGCGUCUUGGAUGUUGCAUGGAAAUGCGGUAAGAAUGUUGCAAUCCUUGGAUUUUGACGCGUCCUUCAUAUCAAAAGCUCGACAACAUAAACUACUCACCACCAUGAAAGCGCGAACGUACUGGUGUGCGUUUGCGCUAGAUCGCAUCAUUUCCACGGGCAAGGGAAAAUGCUAUGUAAUAGAAGAUUACAAGAACAUACCAUUGCCAAGAAACGAUGAAGAAUUCUGUCUUCUUACUAUGAGCGGGCUUGAUGCUCCAGUGUACCGCGAUAAAGAUGGCAUGAACAGCGAAACAAGUCUCACAGACAACAACUUCAUCGAAAAAUACUAUGAAAAUCCGCAGUUAAUCAAAGAAAGGCCCUUUGCGGCUUUUAUUGUAAUGUAUCUGAUUUGGGGUGACAUCAAUAGGCGAAUAAUGAAACCAUCCUGUGGAGGUGGGCCGUUGGAAUGUCCAUGGGAUUCGAACUCUAAAACCUUUCAAAUCUUGAAGAAAUUGGACGACUUUUGGACAAUUUUCCCCUCCGAUUGGAAAUGGUCAAGACAGUGGUUUAUUAACGACAAUCCUCUUUUGCGGAAGGACAACCUACUUUUAACCAUCAACUCAAUGUACCAUCUUUCCCUACUUUUUCUUCACAGAGAAUACCUCCCUUCUUUCCCAUACGACGUUGACACUUUUGCAAGUCCUCCCGAAUCCUGUGAAUUCCCACCAGCACCCACACCCGAUUACUGGGAGCAAAGUGCCCGUAAAUGUUUCGAGGCAACCCGAAAUUUGUCUUCGCUGCUUGGUGCCAUGUUAGAAGACGAAAUAAACAAACCGUCCGGCUCUGAAUCUCGCAAUCCUAUUUUGAGCACACCAUUUUAUUCUUUUGUAGCGUUUGCCUGUGGUACCGCUUCUUGUUAUGGGAUGAAUUUUUAUUGGAUGGAUCCGGAUCAUGACAAAUAUGAUAGCAGCAAUGACCCAAGGGCUCUAUCAAGAUGCUAUUCAACUGUGGUGCAAGUUCUUCAGGCCAGAGAAGGAAUGUGCUCUGUUACACGCAGCUGGUUAGCAGUUGUCUUGAAAAUGCAAGAAAUUAAUAGCUAUGCUUCCAAAAAUCGAGAGCGUUUCAAACAAAUGGGCUGGGACAGAGAAGGUAGUCAAAACCUGAAGGAAACUUUACAUCAGUUUAAUCCAGAUUUGAAAGAGAUCGAAAAAUCCUUACCACUUCUUCCGCGGCCCAUCCAAAACCAUAAAACUUCAGCUCGUAGCAUAGACGGCUCGUUUGUGAGAGCACAAGGUGACAUGCAUCCAAGUCAUGACUUACAAGAUCAUCAACAAAAUCCGAACCUUUUUGCGUUACCCCAUGCAUUCAGUCCUAGUUCUUUCAUGAGCUCAUUGCCCUCGGCCCCGACACCGCCCAUGGGAUCAACGACGUCAAAUGUCUACCAAUCUCAGCGGUAUCCACCUCCUCCCUUUUUCUCGUCAGCUUCUCCCGGCGUUUUGUCUCAUCAUUUUCAAGCAACACAAUCCGCAGUGGAUGCGUCAUCUCGCGUAGCGACCACAGCUGCCUCGCCUAGCGCUCAACACCCUCUCAUACCGGAAGUAUCGCAUCCAAGCAUUGACCAAUCUAGCAAAGUACAAGAUGAAGGAUUUUACCAGCAACAACAAGGUUACGGCGAUCAGGUGCCCAGAAAUGGGAUGCCUUCAACUAUCACGCCGUUUUCGGGCACUCUUUCGUAUCCUCCAGUGAUACCACAUACUGUUCAAAAUGAGUUUCCUGUGGGCCUUGAUACAGAUAAGCUUACACUUCUGUUCAAUGACCAGGAACUGGACAUGCUCCUUCAGUUCAAGGGCCAGUAG
Lachancea mirantina is the source of this 2553-nucleotide messenger RNA. Lineage: Eukaryota; Fungi; Ascomycota; Saccharomycetes; Saccharomycetales; Saccharomycetaceae. The record is from the annotation of a GenBank genome assembly.